Messenger RNA from Achroia grisella, 3070 nucleotides. Its product is annotated as interaptin-like. The coding region runs from base 1 to 3012 and encodes 1003 amino acids. Lineage: Eukaryota; Metazoa; Arthropoda; Insecta; Lepidoptera; Pyralidae. The transcript has 18 exons. The record is from RefSeq and is a predicted model, not a curated record.
AUGGUACGUACAUAUUUAAAUUUUUCUAUAUUCCAUUAUUGUUAUAAGUUACAAAAUACAUCGACAGCAAAUAGAGCGCAUUGUAUACAAAAGAAGCAGAGGCAACUUAGACCCAAGUCGGCCGGCAGAAAUAGAGACGAGCUAAACGCAAAUAAAGAGAUGUCUCCAAUAAAAUCAGGCCGCCCGGAAAGAGAAAAAUUAUUGCCUGCACCUAAGAGACAAUCUAAUCCAAUACCUAAACGGCCCGAAGCUUUGUUGGGGAAUAAAACUCCAAGACCUGUAAUCAAGGUACCAGUAACACAGAAACAACCGGGUAGAUACUCUUAUUUAUACAAAAACGACUUGGAACUUCCUGAUCAGGAAACAAUAAAGAAAAGAGAGGAACUAGAAGUGCAACAAAGUAACAUAUCGGAUACAACACAACCAUUUAGCGAUUUGAAUGAAAAAGAUUCUAUAACUUCGCGGAGCGACAAAUUAAUGCAACUCAAAAUAAGUUGGCAAGAAAAUAAUGUUCAAUUUGAAAAAUUGAGAAAUGAGCUUAAAGAUAGACAGAGGCUGAUAAUGGAACUUUACGCAACGUUGCGGUCAACCCACCAAAAGAUGUGCGCGUUGGGUCAAAAAGUCAACCUUCCGGCCGCCGAUGAAUUAAAUAUUAUGAAUGUGGCCAAAUUGACACCAGAACAACUAUUAGAGUUAUGCGCCACCUCAAAACAACGGGAUGAUUCCCAGACAUUUGAAAAGAGUCUGAACAUUGAUACAAAUAAAAUAUAUAAUAUACCUUCGAAAUUGGUAGCAACAUGUGAACAGACAUUGAUUAAAAGGAAAGAAAUCAUCGACUGGUUUGAGACAUUAAAAACAUUAGAGAAGGGCAUAAGUAUGCAUAAACUAUCUAAAAAAAUAAACGAGUUUAAUGCUGAAAAUGAAAUGCUUACUUGUUCUCUAGAUAAAGUCAAAGUAGAAUUUUACACGGAAUUAAACAAAAUUGCCGACUUUAUAAGAAAAGGUAUCAACGAGACAAUAGCACUUCAACUGCGUACAGAAGAAUUAACAUAUGAAUUGUCUGAACUGAGUUCGCAGAAUAUUGAUCUCCGGAAGCAACUGUACAAUGCAGAUCACUUGAAAUCACAAAGUAACAGAGGCAGAUUAGAGCAACUUGAAAAAGAGCUCAAAGAGGAGAAAUGUAAGAAAACUGUGAUUAAAGAUCGAUUAACUCGUGCUGAAGGACAAAUCAAAAUAGGCACUGAACGAGCAUCGCAAUUAGAGGCUGCAUUGGAGCAGGCUCGCACCCAAACAUGGACAUUAGAGCGGACCGUGCAACAAUUGCAAGAUCAAAAUCAAAAGUUACAAGUGGAUUUUGACAAGGAACUUAAUAAAUUAACGCAAUCCAUUAGAGAGAAUACUGUCCAUUUAGAAGAGAUAGCCGAUGCUCGAGGGAAAUUGCAGACAGAGAAAGAAGAUUUGGAGAAACGUCUUAAUGAAUUAUCUGAACACUACAAUGAAUCGCUAAAAAAUAUGAAGCAUGAAAUUAAUGUAAACGUUGUUAAAUUUAUUGAAACUGAUAAGAAAUGUCAAGUAGAGAUAGAAGAGAAAAAGAGAUUACAAGAAAUGAAUGAAUCCUUACGUGCACAGCUACUUGAAUCUGAAUUGCGAAGUAAGGAAUUAUAUGGCGAACUGCGUGAUAAAAAAACAAAACUGGAUGAAUACAUGAAAAAUCAUAAAGAAUUAGAGGAAACUAAACGUGAAUUAAAUGAUGUUAAUGUCCAAGUAGAGAAAUAUAGAAAUCAGCUCAUAUUACAAAGUGAAGCAAUAAAGGAUAUAGAGUAUAAUUUCAAAGAAUCAGUAAAUAUGCAGGAAAAUUUUAAACGCGAUUUGAGUAAUAAAGAAGAAUAUAUUUCUGAACUAGAGAAAAAGCAGUCUUUAUUAGAAGAACAAUUACAAGAAAGCGAGUCAAAAAUGAGUUCAUACGAAGAGCAACUUACAUCAUUAAAAAAACAUAUAUCACAACUCAAAUCAGAUUUCGGCGAACUUGAAAAUCGCAAUGAAAUUAAUGACUUGGUAAAUCAACAACGAAAUGAACUAUUAGAAGCUAAUCGACAGAAUGAAGAAUUGACAAAAGCUUUGCAAAAUAAAGAUGUAGAAUUAGAAAAUUUAAUGGAACAAGAGCAACUUAUAACAGAACAAAGAGAUGAUAUUAUAAAAGUACUGUCCAAGAAAGAUGAAGAACAGACAAAUAUUAUAAAAUUGUUGCGCAAUAAUUUAGAAAUGAGAGUACAGGCGGAUACUGAUCUUAACCAGCAAAUUUUCGAGAAAAAUUCUCAAAUAGAAUCACUUAUUAACAACUUAGAUUCUAAUAAAAAUGAAAUAUCUGAUUUAGAGAACAUAAUAUUAACUCUAAAAGAUCAAAGUAGGAAAUUGAAUGUUCAAAGUAUAAAAUAUCAAGAUAAAAUAACUGAAUUAGAAAAUAAACUUCAACAAUACGAAUUACUAAAUAUGGAAACUAAAAAUGGUAUAGAAACUCCAAAUAAUAACCUGGAUAACUUAAUUAAAAUUCUGGAAAAUGAAUUAGGAAUGCCUUUAGAAUCUCAACCAAAUAUUGAAGAACAAGAGUACCCAUCAGGUGGGAAAUAUGGUGGAGAACAUAGGCGCGAUAAACCUAAAGACUUUGAUUACCGUGAAGGUAAUACUAUCUAUCAUUCAGGUCCAGAUUCUGUACCAACAAAGAUUGUAAUGGGCAAUUUCGUUAAGAAAACGUACAUACCUACAAAAGAUGAAAUAUUCAAAAGCGAUAAUCUUGACCAUAAGAAGGCCAUUACAAAUAUGAAUACGCAAGGAUGGGUUUUAGGACCUGAUCCCGGAAUUAAUAAAGUAAACUUCCAGCAAUUAAGAGGAGUAAUAUCACCAACUGGACAACGAAUUGCCAAUUACUCGCCAAAUUUGCGUUACUUAAUACCUAAUCAACCACGAGAUGACAAAAAAUGUAAAAUGUUUAAGUUGGCUGGUCAUAAACUGUAAACUGUACUAUGUCGCAUCUGCUGUUUCGACUGUCAAUGUAAAAUUUAAUGUCUUUUGU